Molecule: messenger RNA, 2647 nt
Organism: Amoebophrya sp. A25
Lineage: Eukaryota; Dinophyceae; Syndiniales; Amoebophryaceae
Source: the annotation of a GenBank genome assembly
UAUCGAUCUUCAGGAGGAGAAACUUCGAUCUAGGCAUCACUUACUUUUGAAGUGAUAUUGACGACGGAUGCCGUGUGAGGAUUAACUAAAUUUUAUACAACGGCCUAAGAUGAUGAUCAAAGUUAUCAAGUGUAGUUGUCCACGAGUUUUCACCGCUUCUAGUUCUAGUACACCUAAAAAAUGUCAUCGUUCUUUUUCGCAUCUUCGACUUCUUUCUUCAAACAUGGCAGCUUUCCCAGUCACUACACGAAGUGCAACUGCCCUGGACGAAUUUUCUUUGCCACCAGGUACUACGCGACAAACAAUGCGGCAACUUCCUCUCAAGAGAGCCUCCGUGAUGCAUUACGCUUUAUCGAGGAUGAGAAAAAUCAAACGUUUCGCAUCGAAGGGAUCAAAGCGCCAAAAGCGCAACAGCACCAUCACCAUAAUCUACGUGGAAGACAACGUCAACAUGAAGGGUCUAGCCGAGAAGAAAGUAGAACUCAGGAAGUUAGUCAUGUUGCUGAGGCGUCAACACGGACUAGCUGCACGCCUUCUGUAUCAACGAAAAUACCGGAUGCCAGUUUUACCAGCACGAAGACCGAGACGUCCUUUGGAGGAUGUACGACUUUGACGUCAGCAGAAGCGGCUGCUUCUGCUAUCGCAAACCAAGUCCAAGCUGGCAACGGGGAGGACUCGUCAAAGCUGUUUUCUCCAGUACAUCCUGAAUACGUGCAGCAAGGUUCGCCUGAUGUGGCCCUUACCUCUGCGUUUCCUAGUACUCGUCCUCAGAUAUUACGUCCAAGUAGUGACAAGUCAUUAUCUUCGUCGUCGUGGCACCCGAUGACCAGUCCUCAACAGCGGAAUAAGUUAGAAUCUCUUGGCUACGAAACGAUAGGCUCGCAUUCUGCGAUCAAGUUGUGCCGCUGGACGAAAAACGCGCUAAAGGCGCGAGGACAGUGCUACAAGCACACUUUUUACGGCAUUAACAGCCACCAGUGCAUGGAGAUGACGCCGUCAUUAGCUUGCGCGAACAAAUGCGUCUUCUGCUGGAGAAAUCAUCAGAACCCGGUGACGAAAAAGUGGAAAUACGAAGUCGAUGAUCCGCAGUAUUUGCUUGACGAAGCCUUGAAAAAACAUGAGACAAAGUUUUUGCGACAAGUGCUCAGCGGAUUGCGUGAGCGUGCUGAUCCUGUCCGUGUGCAAGACCUGGAGAACAGUUUGCGGGGAGUCGGAGUUGUACAUAAUCAACAAGGUCAAGGAGCCCCUGAGGAGACUAACUAUAAUGGACUGCAUGAAGGUGGAGCCCUCUCGUCCAUCGAAGUAGAUGGUAAACAAAGCCAAGAACAGCAUCGACAUCCUGCAUUUGCUUCAACUUCUGAAGAUGGCUCAUCAUCCGCUAGUGGUCCUUUGCUGUCUGCUUCCAGCACAGAAAAUCCCUUCGAUGUUCUUGACAAAAUCAAUGCGAAUGAUAGGAGCAGCUCUGCCGUCAGACACUGCGCUUUGAGUCUCGUCGGUGAGCCAGUGCUGUAUCCGCGUCUCCCGGAAUUGCUUGAGCGUAUGUAUGCCAAACGAAUCUCCACUUUUUUGGUUACCAAUGGGCAAUUUCCAGACUCGCUAGCUGCCGUCCCAGAGCGUUAUUGCACUCAACUCUAUUGCAGUGUCGAUGCUGGGACAGAAGAGAAGUUGCGGGAUGUUGGCCGACCUCUAUUUAGCGAUGCUUUCACGAGAAUGCAAAAAUCUCUGGAAAUCUUGCGGGAAAAAAGGUGCCGAACAGUGCUACGAUUGACCUAUUUGCUUCCGCGAGGGCGUGAGCGUGGUAGUGGAGCUAACAAACUAGGAAAAACAAGUGCAAGUGCAAGUCUAAGUCUAUCUUCAGAGCUAUCAGAAGAUCAUGCACAAGAACUAAGCGAUGCCGUUUCUGACGCUGCCGAUGAGUACGCAAGUGUCCUGCAGAUCGCAGAAGCAGACUUUAUCGAGGUCAAAGGCGCCACCUAUGCUCCAGAGGUAUUUUCCAAGACUGGUCUCACCCAAGCGCACGUUCCAACGCAUAGCGAUGUCAUAGAAUUCGCUUCAGCCAUACAGAAGCGCCUACCAGCGUACGGCCUGGCCUGUGAACACCACCACAGCUGUGGCGUGUUACUAGCUCGAAAGGAUCGAUGGCUACGUCAACAACAUGUUGAGCAUGGGACGACACAUGGAGAUGACACUAGGACUAGUAACAUGUAUUGGCGGACGUGGAUUGACUUCGAUAAAAUGUUUGAUCUCACUACAUCUAACGACUCACCUCCGAAUACAUCAGUGGACACUGUUACUGUUUCUAGUUCUGAAACUAAUUAUGAGAAGGAAAACGCUCCUUUUACGGCCUUGUCGUCGUGUAGUAAUAGUACUAAAUCUAGUAGAUCUACCACUAGUACUAGUUUCGGUAAUCUAGAACCAAGCAAAGACUUUUCCGUGAGAACUCCUGAAUUCGCGCUAUUUGGCAGUAAGGAACGCGGGUUGAAUCCUAGAGAUCGCAUGCGUCGUUCAGGGUGUAGACCUGACGAUAAUAAACUUGUGGAGCAGUUGUCAGCAGCAGCGUCUUCGGAUCUUCAUCAAGUUGAAAGUCCUCAUCCCCAAGUAGUCCAAAGCCCAUAUACCACGUCGACCGCGAAGCUAGGUGGAUAGU